AAACCCGAGUGUAUAAUUAACCAUAGUAAAACCGAAUGUACCAUUAACCAUAGUAAACCCGAGUGUAUAAAACCCGAUAUAAAAAGCAAACACGGUAAUUACUAAUUAGGACACGAACUUCGAAAACCUUCACCUACACACUCCCUCAGUCCACAGUUUAAAACCCCCCAAACAGCCGCUCCCUUUUCUCUCUCCUCCACACUUCCAUGGCCUCCUCUUCAAAACUCACCAAAAAUGACAUUCUCUCUCCUCCACAACCGCCGCCACCUCCACACCAUCCGCCAUUGAAGAAACCUUCGGACGCCAUUAACAAGAAACGAAAGCUUCACACCUCAAUCACCUCCGAUAACUCCGACAUUCUCUCUCCUUCAAUGGACGACCUCGCUCUCUCCAAAUCCUCCCACCUUACUCACCAGGAACUCCUCCGCCGUCGUCUCCACGGUGUACGUCGACUCUCCGGCGUUUACAGAGACCAUUACUGGGCUUUAAUGGAGGAUCUUAGGGUUCAUUACAGGGAGUACUACUGGAAGUACGGCAUUAGUCCUUGCAAAGAGGAGGAUGAGAGAGAAAGUGGUGGUGGUGAUCGGGAAUUUGCCGGGUUCAAUGCCGAGGGUUGUGGCGAAUCCAACAAUAUGAAUAAUAAUGUUAUUAAUAGUAGUAGUGUUACGAAUAAUCAUAGCAAUUGCCCGGUUUCAGGGACCGGUGGCGGGAAAUUAGGGUUAGGGUUUGGGGGUGAGAGUGGGGCUGAAUUUAAGGUGACUGGAAAUAACCGGUGUGCGUAUGUUACGUGUAGGUUGAAGGCUAUGGCUUUGACUAGCUUUUGCUAUUUGCAUAUAUUGUCUGAUCCUCAGCAGAAUCUUUACAAGGCUUGCAACUAUAUUAUUAAGAUUGCACAGCAAGGACCAAUACUAUGUGGGAGGCCAAUACUGAAAUCUACCGUUCCCUCACUGUGUAACAUCCACUUUCCAAAGGCUCAGAAAGAUGUUAAACAUGCCUUGAAGAAAGCAGGUUUAAAUGUAUCAUCAUCUAGUAAACUUGCUCCCAAGUUCCAUGUUAUCAUAGCUGAGUAUGUUAACCUUAUACAAUCAAAAAGAAGGGCUGCUCAGAAGCAUAAUGGCAAGAGUGUCGUCGUUAAAGAAGAAUCUGCAUGCUGAACUCACGCUGUAGAUCUCAGUUGAGUAAAGAUUUUGAUUUGAAUACCCAAUCUUAUCUUGAGGAGACAUGCCAUCUUGCUAUAAGGAACAUUGGCAUACUCGAGGUACUCUAGGGUUUUCUCAAUCUUUGUUCCUGAGAUCUACCUGGGUUUCUUCUUUUGCCCGAGAAUUGCUGCUUGUUACCUGUGCCUGACAUGCCUUGAGAACAUUUAUACAAGUUAGCCUUGCAUAGUUUUGCUGACAAUGUUUAUUAUGUGAGGAUUUACCUUGUUUAUGUUCUAAUCUUGUUGUUUAGACCUACAGUUUGUAAAUAUGUAAGUUUAUUGACUGUUGUAUGUAGAGUUAAGUUUACAUUUUGCGAAAGAAUUAGAUAUAUCUAGUCAGAUCCUGUAGAGUUUAGCUAAAAUAAUUAGUUUUUUUUUUUUUUUCCUUCCUUUUUUUUAUGCAGUCCACUUGAUUAAUGUUUGUUGGUUAUAACUAUAUCUGUCAAUUCGGGUCGGGUUUGGGUCAAAUUUUGGGUUUUUUAGGUCAUUUGGUUCAAGUGGUUUGGAUUGCUUGGAUCAUUACAAAUUAUGAUAAAUAGGUCAAAUCUGGUCUGUUUUAGGUCAUUGAGGUCGGGUUGGGUUCAGGUUCUCUCUCAGUAAAACAGGUUUGGAAUCGGGUCGGGUUGGGUUGGGUUGGGAAUUGACAGGUCUAGUUAUAGCUCUUGCUUGGUUAGGCCUUUUAGGGAUCCUUUAUUCCUUUUGUCUUUGUUACCAAUAAGUGCUUCAAAAGUCUUGAGAUUUCCUUGGUCUCUCCUAUCAGCUAUUGCUUCAAUUUAAGUUUAGGGAUUUUGGAUCUAAAUCUAGAUCUUAAGAAACAGGAUGGUAUGCGCUGCGUGGUUUGGAGGAGACAACAGAUCUAGGGAUUUUUAACAUAAACCUAGGCUGGAUGGUUUGAGUUGAGGGUAACUGUGUAAGGAUGCAGCGUACAGUCUUUGAUGAGAGAAAAUGUAUAGGGAGGUAGAUUAAUUGAACUCAGAUUUUGACUGUUAUAUUAGAUGUAUAUCUUUGCCUCCCCGGUGUUUAGCUAUAUUUCUUCAUUUUGUUCCGGGUGGGGGUUUUAUACUCUCUUGUUUUUGUUUCAGGUGGGGGUUUUAAAAAAAGGAAAUAAUGAGGGUGCCAAGAAAUGGUUCCAACUUAUUGCCCUGACGCCUUCAGGUUUAUAGUACAUAACUCUUUUGCCUUUUUUCUGUAAUAAUUCAUUGUAAGAUAACACAUUCCGACAUUACUUGAUCGCUUUUAUGACCAACCUAGCCUGGAUCUUAUUGUAUAAAUUUCUGUCUUUCUGAGUUGUUUUGUCACUUAAUUCUUA
Molecule: messenger RNA, 2507 nt
Organism: Chenopodium quinoa (quinoa)
Lineage: Eukaryota; Viridiplantae; Streptophyta; Magnoliopsida; Caryophyllales; Amaranthaceae
Product: INO80 complex subunit D-like
Exons: 2
Coding region: 207-1154 (315 amino acids)
Cellular component (GO): NSL complex
Source: RefSeq, a predicted model, not a curated record